AAAUUGCAAAAUACGAAAUCAAAAGAUCAAAAUAAACAAAACAAAAUCGUAAGUCUGUUUUGGUAUUCAAGUGUGUUUAAACAAUAAUAAACUAAAUUUAUACCACGGAAACCAUAAUCUAAAUCGCCAGACGGUUCACAAAUUCACUUCAAUUUAAUUCAUAAAUAAGAAAUAACUAUUCAAAUGUGUAAUGACGGAAGUAAACAGAGAUAUGCUUCAUGCUGUUAGCUAUGGAAACUUAGAAAAUGUACGAGACUUAAUUUACGAACAUGGAAUAAAUAGUUCCGAAGCUCAUGGAUAUGUUCUUCUUCGUGAAUCGAUCAAGCGCCAGCGCAAAGAAAUAACUAAAUUCCUUUUAAACAGCGGAUCGAAAGUAAAUAGUAAAAGGAGCCAAACAAUUCCUUCAAAUACACCACUUCAUUUAGCUAUUCAAAAUCGUGACUUAGAAAUUACAGAAAUGCUUUUAGACCACGAUGCUGAUAUUAACGCACGAAAUGAAAGUGGUUUGUCACCCCUCCUAAAAGCUAUUCAAGAUAGACAAGAAAAUAUUGUUGAUAUUCUACUGAAAAGAGGAGCUAUUCUUAAUAGUUGCAACAAAGGCAUAAGCCCUCUUCAUUAUGCCGUUGAAAGACACUUUUGCAAUACAACUGAAAAACUUUUACAAUAUGGAGCCUAUGUAGAUUCAAAGGCAAAUUUUUACUGCAGGAAAGAAGAAUAUACACCGCUUCACUGUGCGACUGAAAAUGAAGAUUUCGAGAUUGUUAAGAUUCUUUUGAAGAAAGGAGCAAAUGUGAAUUCUACGACAGCCGAUGGACAUACACCUCUGCAUUUAGCAUGCAAAACUGGAAAUGUAGAAACAAUCGAUUUACUCUUAAGCAACAAUGUCGAUAUUAAUGCGCGUGCUCAUAAUAAGUUAACACCACUCUAUAUAGCUGUGGAAAAUUCUCGCAGAGAAGCCGCUAAAUUUUUAAUGGAUCAUGAAGCACAAAUUAAUGAUGAAUUCGAUAACGGAAAAACGAUACUUAGUUGUGCUGUUGACAAACGCUUAUCAUUGAUAGUCAACGACAUUCUACAAUACAGUCCAGAUGUCAACAACAUAAUAAACAAAAAAUCUUUUAGAACUGCACUGAAUAGCCUUGAUUCAGAAAUUGUUGAAAAUAUGGUAAAAUAUGGUUUUUCUGUUGACCAUGAAGACAUAAAUGAUACCGCUUUGCUACAUAAUGCUAUUAAAAUGGGUAAUACUAAAAUUAUUCAAGAUCUAAUAAAGCAUGGGCUUGACUUGACUUGUAGUAAAGCAGAAAAUUCCACCGUUUUGCACAUUGCUAUAAAAAAUAAACAGUUUGAGGUAGCGAAACUCUUGCUUACCAAUGGUGCUGAUGUAAAUGCCACAGAUGAAAGUGAAAAACCUCCCAUAUACUAUUCAACAUACAACUCUGAUGUCAACAUGACUAAGCUUCUACUAUCUCAUGGAGCGAAUGUCCAAAAGCGCCCAGAAUUGCUUAGGAUUGCUACAAAUAAACUUUGUAAAGAAAUCAUUGAAAUUCUACUUGAAAAGCAAGUUGACAUUGAUGCGACUGAUAAGUUUGGAAGAACAGCCUUACACAUGACUGCAUCACAAGAAUAUGAAGGAUUCUGUGAUUUUCUUAAUAUAGACGAUACGCCACCGGAGGUUAUCAAGACUAAGGCAGAAAUAGCCAAAAUUCUUCUUAUCAAUGGUGCAAAUGUUAAUGCUAAAACUACCAAAAAUAGGUUAACCGCUCUUCAUAUUGCGUGUGUAAAACAAUUUAUAAAUGUUGUUGAAGUUCUUUUAGAAUUUCAAGCCGAUGUUGAUUGUGUUGCGAAAGGUUUUACACCAUUGCAUAUUGCUGCUGAGAAGGGAAACUCAACUAUUAUUGAAAUGCUUGUGAAGCAUAACAUGAAUAUUGUUAAUUCAAAGCAAGAAAAUGGUGAUACAGCUCUUCAUAUUGCUGCCAAAAAGGGUCACCAAAAUGCUUUGGAAAUCUUGCUAAAAAAUGGAGCAGAUGUUAAUUUAAAAAACAAUAAACAUGAAACUGCACUUCAUUUGGCUGCAAAAGGAUCUAAAAAUGAAAUAGUUUCGAUCCUCUUGGACCACAUGUCUCCUAUUGAUUCCAAAAAUAUUUAUGGUAAUACUCCGCUUCAUAUUGCCGUGGAAUCAGCUAAAACUGAUAAUAUACACGUUCUUCUUAAUUUCGGAUCGGAUAUUAAUAUUUUGAACAACAAACACUGCACAGCUAUUGAUUUGGCAAAGUCUUUGCGUUAUAAUGGUUUUGCUCGCUACGGUGACUACGAUGAUGAGGAGGGUUAUGAAAGAUAUGUUAAUAUUCAAGAAUCUUUUUAUGAUGAAAAAAAUCGCAUUCUUCGAACUUUACUAUUGCACGCAAUAACCUUAAAAGCUAUAAAUUUAUAUCCUGCCAAAACGGAUUUGUAUUCAUUUUUAGACGAUAAUAGUUUGUUGAAAUUUUUGCAAGAGGAUUGCGAAAAUGAAAUAAAACUUCUGAAGGUCGAUACAAUUUCUGGUAAUACAAAAUUAAGUUUUUAUGAUGUUUUGACAAAAAGUAUUCACUCAUUAACAAGAUGCGUUAAAAAUGAAGAUGUUGUUCGAAUUUUUGAAUCAGAUGAUUAUAAAGAAAAAUUUCCAAUAUAUGCUGGCAUAAUUGAAAGAAAUUUUAAAAAGGCUACUCAAAGGCGACAAUUGCUAGAUUCAGCAUAUGAGUUUUUCAAAUGCUAUUUUGAAAUGCCUUAUGAAUGUGUUGAUCAAAUACUAAGUUACUUAAGUAUUGGUGAUUUAGAAAAUAUUAUGGACUCAUGGAAAAUUUGAAAACUCAAAUCAAUGUUUUUCUAUUAACUAUAUACGAACUAUAACUUGAAAAUGAAAUAAAAAUACCUAUUUUUGUUACUUUGUUUUAAACUCAACUGAUAAGUUUUUUUUUUUUAUAUUUAUAACUGAAAGUUUAAUUUACUCUCAAG
Episyrphus balteatus (marmalade hoverfly) is the source of this 2988-nucleotide messenger RNA. Its product is annotated as ankyrin-1-like. The record is from RefSeq and is a predicted model, not a curated record. The transcript has 2 exons. Gene Ontology annotation, biological process: protein localization to ciliary inversin compartment. Gene Ontology annotation, molecular function: protein binding. Gene Ontology annotation, cellular component: ciliary inversin compartment. Bases 191 to 2839 code for a protein of 882 amino acids. Lineage: Eukaryota; Metazoa; Arthropoda; Insecta; Diptera; Syrphidae.